AUGACUUCAUUUAUAUCUCUCAGCAAUUGUUUGUUGGAAUUAUCACCGUGGUUUUUCAAUCAAUCCAACAAAAAGAGGAAGUUGAAGCAAUCGUGUUCCAGAAAGUUGGAUGCACCAAAUCUUAAGAAAGUUAAAGUGGUAGAGAAUGAAGCCAUUCUCAUGGAUUUAAAGGAUGGAGAGACUCUUUUUGAGGCAUUCAAUUCUAUUAUUGGUACAGAGAUAAGAGACAAAAAGAGUUGUCUGGAUAUUAAGAAUUUUGCAAUAAUGGCCAUCCAAGAAAUUGUCAAUUCAAUUCUGGGAACAAUUGCAGAGAAGUGUGUCGAUCCAAUUUGGCAUCAAUUUCAGUACUUACUUUUCUACAAAAGCAACGUUCAAACUCUGAGCGAUGACAUCAAAAAACUUGAACUAAAGGAAACUGAGGUGCAACAAAAGGUAGAUCGAGCAAAAGACAAUGCUGAAGAUAUUAAACCAACUGUUGUUGAUUGGCUGAAACGAGUUGAGGAUGUCAAGAAAGAUGCACAUACUAUUUUUGAGGGUAUGGAGACUGCUAAGGUGAAUUGCUUUAAUAUUGUUAGGCUUCCGAAUUUGAAGUCACGGUAUUUGCUAGGCCGACGUGCGGCGAAAAGAAUGAGUGUUCUUGAAAAGCUUUUAGCAGAGGGGAAUUUUGAUGAAGUUGGAAGCAUUGCUCCAUUAGGCAAAAUGCGUUUUAGUGAAUCAACCCCAUCCUCAGAGGAAGGCUUAGUUUCUAGGAUGUCAACAAAGAAGGAAGUGAUGGAAGCUUUAAAUCAGGAGAAAACAAGCCUAGUGGCGAUUUGUGGUAUGGCCGGCGUAGGCAAGACUACUUUGGUGAACCAAAUAGCCGAUCAGGUUAAGUUUGAGAAAUUGUUUGAUGACGUGGCUACGGUGUCUCAAUCUCCAGACAUGAGGAAUGUCCAAAAUCAACUUGCUGAGCAGUUAGGGCUGACAAUAUCUGAGCAAACUAAUUGUUUAAGAGCUGAAAGAAUGUAUAAGAGACUAACCAAUAGUGAUAAAAGAACUCUUGUUAUAUUGGAUGACAUUUGGAAAGAAGUUGAAUUUUAGAUUCUGGGAAUUCCCGUCAAAGGUGAAUGCAAGAGCUUAAAAGUAAUAUUGACAUCUCGGCUCUCUGAUGUGUGUAGUAUUAUGGGAGCUGAAAUUAUUGUGGUCAAUAUGUUGCCUGAGGAAGAAGCAUGCAAGCUUUUUAAAGAGAAGGCGGGAAUUUCUGAUGAUUUCAUUUUGAAUGAUGUUGCGAAACAGGUUGAAGGGGAAUGCAAAGGUUUACCUCUUGCAAUCGUUGUUGUUGCUAGGGCAUUAAGGAGCAAUCAUACACUAGAAUCCUGGAAUCGUGCCCUUCGACAACUAAGAAAGGACAGAAUGGGAAACCUAAAAGGAGUUCAAGAUUUGGUGUUUUCACGAAUUGAAUUGAGCUAUAAUCAUUUGGAAACUGCUGAAGCUAAGUACCUACUUUUGCUUUGUAGUUUGUUUCCAGAGGAUCAUAGUAUUCCAAUCGAAGACUUGGUUAGGUAUGGACAAGGGCUGCAGCUGUUCCAAGAUACGGAGGCAUUGAGAGAUGCAAGAGACAAAGUAGACAUGCUGGUUGAUGAGUUAGAAAGCUCCUAUUUGUUGCUAAAUGAUGGUGAAAAAGAAGACUAUGUAAAAUUACAUGAUGUCGUGCGAGAGGUUUGCUUGUCAAUUGCAUCAAAAGCGGAGCAUGAAUUUUUAGUGAGCAAUGCUGGAGUGGGAGAAAAGAAUUCUUACACGGCAAUUUCACUAAUAUCGCAAGAUUCCAAUCAUAAUCUACUUCCAUUUUGCAAGGUAUAUCCAAGGCUUAUGCUAUUGCGUUUGGUAUUCCAAUUCGAUUGGCCAUUCGAAUUAGGGAAAUUGGACCUGCUUAUUAGGAAUGGAAGCUCUCAAGGUCAUGGAUUUAAACUUCUUCCAUAUAGAAUUUGCAGUAUCAUGGCCUGGCCAAAUGUUAAGGAGCCUUCGGACACUGUGCCUGGAUAGUUGUUACUUGGGUGCUGGAAUGUCGUCAAUGCUUGGACAGAUGAUGCAAUUGGAAACUUUGAGCCUCUUUGCAUCCGAAAUUCAGGAUGAUCGGUUUCCAGCUGAAAUUACUUGGCCGAGCAAUUUAAAGUUGUUGGAUUUGAGGGUUGAAAGUAGCCUCCACCCCUUGCCUGUUGGUAUCUUGUCGAGCUUGAAGAAACUAGAAGAAUUGUAUUUGGGGUUUCAUUGUCAGUUGCAGCUAGGGAGAGAUAAAGAAGAGGAAAGAGGAUGCCUUAAAGAAAUCUCAUCAAUCUCUAACCUCACAUGUCUCCAAAUUGAUUUAUGUGACCUUAACCUCCUACUUCUACUAUUGCAGGAAUUUGAUACUCAGAAACUGUCAGGAUUUCAUAUUGUAGUAGGUAAGUAUGGAAGAAAAUCGUCAGAUCUCAGCAGAAACUACCAAUUUCAGAAUAGCUUCGAACCUUAUUUCUCUCAUGAUGAACCAUUGGAUGAUUUGUCUAGCGCUGAAACAUUGAAACAAAUGUUUGAUCCUAAAGUUACUAGCAUUAUCAAGAGAGCUGAGAAUCUCACUUUGGAUCUUUCUGGAUCAUCAUGCUUGAGAAAUAUUGUGCCUCACUUGGGUGGAAAUGGAUUUAUCUACUUGAAAAAGCUUGAUCUGAUCAAAGGACAAUAUGAAUGUCUCAUUGAUUCUGCCGCCAAUCCUAUUGCUCGACAUGUUUUUGAAAAUUUGGUGUCCAUGAAGUUAAGAGAUCUGAAGUUGAACAAAAUAUGGUAUGGAUUUCUUCCACCUUGGUGCUUCAGUCAACUCCAAGAGGUGGAACUUAAUUAUGUAAGUGCUUUGGAGUUUUUGUGGAAGGGGCCAAUCGAACCUCCAUCAUUUUGCAACCUCAAAUCUAUUGAGGUAAGAAACUGUGCUCAAAUUACAACUCUCUUCUCACAAUCAACAAUGAAAUGUCUAAUGAAACUCUAGAAGUUAGUAGCUUAUGACUGUAAAAAUUUGGAGAGCAUUGUUUUGAGGGAGGAAAGUUUGAAAGAGGAGGUACUUGAGCUACCCCAACUCAAAGUCUUGACACUUUAGUGGACAAACUUGAUGGGCUUCGGCUCCAAAGAUAAUAAAGCCGGGGUUUUUUUUUACCAGUGUGGCUACCAUGCUCAUAAGUCUUGAGGAACUGAAAGUUCGUAGGUGCUCGAAAAUGUGCGGAGUUAUAGGUGAGGAAGAUGAAGAGGUCAGCCAAGAAGAUAAUGCUCAGCAACAUGAUGCUGGAAAACAUGGAGAAAUUGCACAGGAAAGAAUCAGCAAGGAGUUCGUGUUUCCUAAAUUAAACUCUUUGUGGUUGGAAGAUCUUGAGAAUCUUCGAAGCUUUGGUGGUAGUCACCGGGAGGAUUAUGAGUUUAAAUUUCCCCUACUCUCUAAAUUGUUCAUAAUGAGUUGCCCAAAGUUGAAGAAAUUGUGUUCCGGAAAUUUGGAUGCACCAUUGCUUAAGGAAGUCCAAACAACGCCAAGAGAUAUAGAGAAUUUUGAAGCUCCUGUGGAUUUAAAGGAGUCAUCAAGUUGAUCGAGUAAUAUGGAUCCGGUUACUACGAUCUUGGCUGGCGGACAAGGCUCUCGGAUAGGGAUGGAGAUCUUAGUUGGGUUAAUACAAUAAGUGUGGAACUUAUGUAAGCAUUAUGUUUUGGCAUUGAUUUUCAAAUAAUAAAUGUAUUAUAUGUAUUGUAUUAUGGCCUUGCACAAUAUAUGCAUUGUGUGUAUUGUAUCAUGACUUUCAAACGAUAAAUGUAUUGUAUGUGUUAUAUCAUGGAUUUUAGCUAUAAAUAAUGAAAGCUUUUCUUAUGGAUUUAAAAGUAUAGAUAUCC
This is a messenger RNA of Coffea arabica (coffee), 3876 nucleotides long. NCBI's taxonomy places the organism in Eukaryota, Viridiplantae, Streptophyta, Magnoliopsida, Gentianales, Rubiaceae. The record is from RefSeq and is a predicted model, not a curated record.